Kwoniella shivajii is the source of this 261-nucleotide messenger RNA. RefSeq lists its product as uncharacterized. Gene Ontology annotation, cellular component: mitochondrion. The record is from RefSeq and is a predicted model, not a curated record. The coding region runs from base 1 to 261 and encodes 86 amino acids. NCBI's taxonomy places the organism in Eukaryota, Fungi, Basidiomycota, Tremellomycetes, Tremellales, Cryptococcaceae. The transcript has 3 exons.
AUGCACGCUCCAUUAGGUAACCCCGAUAGACAAAUUGCCUGCGCAGAACUCAUCGAGGCUUUCGAAAAAUGUCAUGCGCAAGGAAUGAUAGCUCGCAUGACCGGACAAUGUAAUUCGCAAAAAGCAGCUUUAUCAAUGUGUCUAAGGCAAGAGAGGAAAGAUCGAGAAGCGAGGAAUCAUGAAGACGCCAAAGCACGUACGCUGAAGAAAAAGCAAGUCUGGCAAGCACUGGAGAAAGAAAAAGCUCAAGAGGGAGUAUAG